Linepithema humile (Argentine ant) is the source of this 1002-nucleotide messenger RNA. Lineage: Eukaryota; Metazoa; Arthropoda; Insecta; Hymenoptera; Formicidae. The record is from RefSeq and is a predicted model, not a curated record.
UGUCACAUGACGGCACGUUAAAUACACAAAAAAAAAGAGCUAAAUGUUUUGGAUAUUCAAUGUUUUAUUACAGAAUUGUUUAAUUUCUAACUAAUAAUACAUGUAUAUAAGUACCACAAGUAAUAGUAAAGAAUGACACAAUACUGUAUAUAACGCAAGCAAAGUAAAAGAAAAACUAUAAUGAAAUUUACAAGUGAGGUUAGGUAAUGAUAAGGUCCUAUAUACAUAGAGAGACACAACCGGUUUCUCAUGAUAUGAUUGGUCGGCUUUCAACGUGAUUAGUUGAUAUCCACCAUUUUCUCUUUUGUUUAGGCCUCAUUUACCGAUUAUGCAUAUCACUACAUAAAAAUUAUGUUUCCGAAGAAUAUUAAGACAACAUUAUUAUGUGGUCCGAAAAAACUGAGCAAGUCUUUUAUGUUUGAGGCUGCAAUAUAUUGGGCGGAGGAAGGACGACGUGUCGUGUACAUUACGCCAGAGCCACUGGAAAGAUGGCCAGUAACCUGUCACGACAGAAGUAAUCCAACAGUCGCGGCUCUUAAAUUAAUGAGAUUUAUAUAUUUGUCGAAUUAUGAAACUCUUGUGGAACAACUUGUUAAAUUGUACACCUAUGCAGCCGUACCUUCUGUACUUUUGAUAGAUGAUUUGGACAAUUAUCUCAACGACGAAGCUAUCCAAAAUAACUUGAAUGAGCAUAUUUCUAAAACUUGCGCCUUAAUACUCCACUCGAUGAAAUUGUGUUCACGAGUUUUAAAAAUGAACGUACACGUAUGCGUAUGGACCAGUUCGAUUCUUACCAACGAUUUUCUUCAAACGAUGUACUUUCAUAAUAUUUGGAAUUUGACAGAAGAAGAAGAUGGAAAGGUGAUAUUGUUGGAAAAAAAAGUUUUUGUUAAAUCAUCAGAGCGAUUAUACAAGUAUCGCAAAUUCAAAGAUGAAAUGCGGGUUCUCCAACAAAUAUUAUGCGAUUCAGCAGAAGUUUAAUGGCGGGAAAGCGACGAGAGG